Messenger RNA from Exophiala mesophila, 2924 nucleotides. RefSeq lists its product as uncharacterized. Gene Ontology annotation, molecular function: RNA polymerase II cis-regulatory region sequence-specific DNA binding; protein dimerization activity; DNA-binding transcription factor activity, RNA polymerase II-specific. The transcript has 2 exons. Gene Ontology annotation, biological process: positive regulation of transcription by RNA polymerase II. The record is from RefSeq and is a predicted model, not a curated record. The coding region runs from base 537 to 2195 and encodes 552 amino acids. NCBI's taxonomy places the organism in Eukaryota, Fungi, Ascomycota, Eurotiomycetes, Chaetothyriales, Herpotrichiellaceae.
CUCGUCUUCCCUCUUUUCCUUCCACGUCGAUUCCUCCAACUCUUCUUUUCUAUCUUUAGCAAUCCUUCAUACCCACAUCCGCUCCAAUACUCAUCGCGCAUAUCCCGCCUACCAAACUCGUCCAUUCCUAUCCUACUUGCUUCUUAUUGACGCCCCUCCAUCUAGACCCGCUGCUUUGGUAGCUUCUGGUCUUUUGCCUCGACCACGCCAUUCAUCCUUGCCGCACCCCAGGGUCUUGGUCGUCAAAGCGUCAUUUUACCUUGUCCUGCCGCUCUCUGUACUCCUGCGCUCUCCAACUACACCCAUCACAAAGCCAUCUCGGCUUGCUAUCGUGGCAACAGUCUUGUCAAAUCUUCCGCCGCUACCUCUUUGUUCGUCGCAACCGCUUUGGGUUUCACUCUGUUCCAAAAGAGCCCUCGAGCCCAUCCCCGCAACCGGCACUUGCUUUGAGAGAAUUCAUCCACACACGACUCGUAACAUCCUUUCUCGCCCCCCAUAUUCCUUCCUGACGCGCAUGCUCAAAAUAUUUGACAAAUAUGGGUCGGAGGAAGAUUGAAAUCAGAGCCAUCAAGGAUGAUCGCAAUCGCUCAGUGACAUUCCUCAAACGCAAAGGAGGUCUCUUUAAAAAGGCAUAUGAGCUCUCCGUUCUUUGCUCCGUCGAUGUCGCCGUCAUCAUCUUCGGUCAUAACAAAAAACUAUACGAGUUUUCCUCCGGCGACAUCAACGAAACCCUCCGACGCUACUCAUAUUACGGUCCUCCUCAUGAACAUAAGGGUCCGGGAGACUUCAAAGGAAAAGGCGGAGAUGAUGAUGACGAUGAAGAUGAGGAUGAUGAUCAGCCUUCUCACGCCCGGGAAGACUCGUUACCACCGGCGCAGGCGAUGCCGCACGUUUCGCACCACAACGCUUUUACCCAUGUCCAGCAACCAAUGGCUUCAGUCUCACCGCCCAUGCCCAAUGGCGUUUUCCAGCGACAUUCAACCCCUCAACCCCAGCUGAUGGUCUCGAGGCCGCCCUCUCAAAACAUGAUUCGAAGAACGAGUUCGACUCUGGUGCCCAUGCAACAGCACCCGACGCCAACCCCGCCCCAAAACGGAUAUGCCUACACUCCCAAUCCGCCCAUCUACAACCCGAGCGCAGGUCCCAGCCUGCCUCCUCACCCUUCACCUCAGCCUCAAUACCAACAGUUCCCUCCCCAACAGCAACAUGCACCUCAGCCGACUCCACCCCCAACCCAGAUGCCACAGGCCCACCAACAGUAUCUACAAGAGCAGCAGCGCCAGAUCCAUCCGCCUCCCGCCGUGACUCAACCCACCCUCCAGCCCCCUGCUCUCCCUCAAGCCCGCACCUCACCUCGACCAGAAAACCAGUCCCUGCGGCCGCCUCCACAGACAAGCCCACCUCAGUCGAAGCAUGGAUCGUCCAAGUCUAGGAGUAUCUUCACACCCAUCGACGAGGGAGGCUCCGUCUUGGCUCAACAUUUCUUCGGAGCCCCUGAUCCCCCAAGAAGCCAACGCGAAGACGAUGUGCCGUCCCUCGAUAUCAAGCCUCCGCCCCGAAGCAUCCCAUCUCCUCAGAUAGCCCUUCCCACCACUCAAUCCGCUAUUCGAUCUCAUACCACCUCUGUGCCUGAAUUUGCUCCCCCACAAAGGACCAACACAACAGGGUCCAAGUCUGGCGCUCGACCCAAAUUGAAUUUACAGAUACCUUCAGAGGCCGAGGACAACGACUCUCCCACAGGAGGAUCACCUUUGCAGUCAGCGGGCCCAUCCGCCAACCCGGCCCGGAGUGGAGAUCAUAUUGUCCUCCCCCCUCCGUCGCCGAGUGCGUCGGCGGUUAUGUCGGCUGGAGCGAGUGGCCCGCCCAAUCCAUUUGCACGACCCCCUCCGCCAGCUUCUAAUCAGAACCGAGAUGCAUAUGGGGACAACCGUAAUAACAUCGAGACACCCAUCUCAGCCCUGCCUAGUCGUUAUAUGAACAACGACCUCCUCCCGAGUCCGAGCAAUUUCUUCAGUGAGUGGUAUGACAAUGGUCGGAAUUCUGCAGUCCUGCCAAGCCCACUGGUUUUCCCGACGCCUUCGAAUGAUCGGGGCCUAGGUUUCGGCAGUCGAGACCAGGCAAAUGAGAGCAGCGGAGAGAAAAGGAAAGGGAGUGUAGAUGAGCGAGAAGGCGAUGCGAAAAAGGUCAAAGCUUAGAAUUGGUUUGCCGAGCGACAACGUUGAUGAUAUGUGGUGGGAUAUUGAAAACAUACUGCGAUGACGACCUAUUACGACUUGCACAUGCGGAAUUGGAGGACUCAACUGGAUAUUUGUUCACCAAGGAAUUGGCGAGGUUGUCUUGAAUGCGUUGUGACAAGGCACUACAUCAAGAGCUCCAGUCUGGACCAGGGAUGCUCUACUAUGCAUAGCGUGGAGUGUGGAAGAUGUUUUUUUUUUUGCGAAUGAAUAUCAAUCAGAUUGGAUCGAUUGGAAGAAUUGAGACCCGCUCAGAGUCUCGUGAGAGGGCAGAACGGCCGUUGGAAGGAUUGUUGCCCUGAUGCGUGGGGAUGUGGUUCUGGACGGAUACCUCCACAACCAUAAGCAGGGAUGAUCAGAUCAGUAAUUGUUGUUUUUCAAAAGGAGGCCUUGGUACAAUCAAGCACGUCACAUUGAUCUCAAGAUCGAGUUGCCUUGGGCGUUUCGUCGUCAUUCUGAUUCGUAAUCUUUAGUCUUCAGUGUGUGGAAUGAAGCCUAUAGCCUAUAGGACGAGUCCGGCAGUGAUCACUCAUCGGGAGGGCAUCUGAUUUCUUGAUCAAACAAGACUUGCCACGGUUGUCUGGUACCAACCUACUCUGUUCGGGCUGGUCAGAUGCUGUUGUUGAUGGAAUCCUAGUUCUGACAAUUAGACGAGCUGUUGUGUGAUUCGAUUCGGCGGCUGACCUCGUG